CUUUGUUGCGAUUGUUACAAUUUUUCUGAAGCUUAAGCAAAUAUAAAAUUUUAUAUUAUUGAUCGAAUAUAUUUGCUAAAAAGAUAAUACGAAAAUGGCACAAAAAGUAACUUCAGACGAAGAAACUUACUUAAGAGCAGCUGCGUCCAAUGGCCAUGGAACGGAUACAAGUGGUGACUAUUUCGAGACAUCCGAGUCUGAAUUUGAGAAUAUUAUAAACUGCCAACCUGUUAAACGGAACGAGGCACUUGCUGCAUACGCACGUCAACGUAUAUUAAGCAAUUCUACUGAACUUAACAAAAAUCUUAGUUUUAUGACUUCCUCGUCGGAUGACGAGGGAGAUACUGAUUCUUUUGAUGAACAAAAUAACAUUUCUGUUCUUCCUAUGAAUUUUGAUGAAUCUCUUACACCACAUUUUAAUGAUUCGGAGCGUACUAAUCCAGCUGAUAAAACUCCGAAACAAGUACCUGCAGCCCACCAGACAUCUGAUAAAGAGCAGAAAUCUAUUAAGUCUAUUAAAAACACGGUUCGUGCUAAGCAUAAUAUACUUAAAAGCUUAGAAGAAUCAAAAACAAUACUUGUUAGACAAUUCAAUGUAGUAGCAAGUGAUGCUAAGGAAACAGAAGACGAACAGCAAACACUAUUAGAAAGAAAAGGACGACAAGUACCAAUUAGCGCAAUAACUUCUGAUAUUGAUUACUUUGAUUUAGAGGAAACGGAUGUUUCAGUUGUUGCGCUACAACAACAAUCAGGAGGAAGCAUGACUGCUUCUGGCGAGAGCGAAUGCGAAACCAACAGUAGUUAUCAAGUCAAGAAAAGUGCAAGCACACGCAGUGGAACAGUUAGCCCAAACGUUAUAGAUAGAAAGAGGUACGAAAAUGCUCAGCAGAUUGAAGAUGAUAAGUCUGAGAUGAAUAGAAAAUCGCGUGAGAAGUUAAUGCAAUUUAAAUUAAAUUUAUUAAAGUGGAAAGAAAGCCAAAAUUUUUCCAACAGUAGAAGCUCACAAGAGGAAGAAACUGUUGAGGAAAAUAUAAAAGAAGAUGCCUCAGAUGCUGAGUAUGAUGAUAAUGAUGACAAAGAGGAAUAUGUUACAGAGUCUUGUGACGAAGAAGUGGAGUAUGAAACUGAAUCUCUGACAUUGUCAGAAAAUGAAGCUGACUUAUCAGAAUAUGGCAGUUAUAGUACAGAUUCAACGAGUGCAGAAUAUACUACAUCUGCAACAGAUGAUAAUUCUACAGAGUAUACUGAUGCAGAAGUGACAGAUGAUUCAUCUCCGUGUACAUCUUAUGCUAAAAAUGAUAUGAUUAGGAAGCGCAUGCACACUAUAAUCCGCUCUGCCAAACCUUCAGAAAGUGAGCAGUUAAUAAAAUUAGAGGAAGCUAACAAAUCUCAAACAGAUCUUUUGGGUAAGAAUUUAUCUAAAGCAAGGUAA
Messenger RNA from Teleopsis dalmanni, 1432 nucleotides. RefSeq lists its product as uncharacterized. The record is from RefSeq and is a predicted model, not a curated record. NCBI's taxonomy places the organism in Eukaryota, Metazoa, Arthropoda, Insecta, Diptera, Diopsidae. The transcript is spliced from 2 exons. Bases 95 to 1432 code for a protein of 445 amino acids.